UUACUCAAUUAUAAUCUCUAAGGUUUUAUGUACUACCCAGAAGUUUACUGAAAAGACAGUGGAAUUGGAAACACACCCUACGUUAACAUUAUUAUCACCCACGUCCUUUCGAAUGAAUUUUCAUGUAAGUUGAUUAAAGAUCAUAGAAACUAGCAGCCUUGCAGAAGAAGCCACUGAAUAUUUGAGAAAUCUUCUACAGGAACUAGGAACAACACAUAAUGGGGAAAAUUUCUUAAAUCAGAAUUUUUUCUUUGACUAGUAGUCAUACAGUGCAAGUGGAAAUGGGAAAAAGAAAGCUUUCAGAAUCUCAAGCAGGUCCAAGGAACCCAAUCCUGUCAAUUCGAGCUUGUCAUAGUGCAAAAGACCCCCAUGAGAAAUGUACUGCAUGUGCAUCACAUACAGAGUCCAAACCCAAGAAGAAAGUGAAAGACUCAAGUGAUCAUAUCACUUAUGGAAGUGUCAGAGAGAAGAUAUUAAAUGCUACUGCACAGGGGCAGAAGUUAGAGAAGCAGCUGUCCAAGCUAUUGAACAUGAAAUUUCCUAUCAAACUCCAAAAGAAUAAAACUAUUUCAGAAAUUGUAAAGUCUAGUCCAAAGCAGAGUCAAUCAGAAAAGGGACCUAUUUGCUCUUCAUAUUGCUUGAAUAUAUCAGAUUCUACAGACUCUGAUACAGAACUGUCAGAAAUUCGAGGUGUAACCAAACUAAACAAGGAUGGCAUAAACCCAGGUUGCUUUUCUCAAAAUUCAGAAACUUUGAAAGAAGAAAACUGUGCCACUGAGUUGAACCAUUCAGUUGCUGAGACAAAACAUUCACAUCUGGAAGUGGAAAAUCAGACAGACCAUCAACUAAGAGAGAUGGAUGGCUCACAGGAGAAGGAAGCUGUAGAGUUGCAACUAGAAAUUGAGAACCAGAAUAGCUGUCUAUAUAGAGACACAGAUGACUUACAAAUGAAGGGAAACGUAGAAUUGCAACAAGAAAUUGAGAACCAUACUGAUCAUCUCCUAAAGGAAACACAUGAAUCACAAAUUAGGGAAGAUGUAGAAAUUCAAAAUGAUUUGUUGUGUAUGAGCCCAAAUGCUGAAUUCCAGGCAAGCAUGCAAGAAGGAAAUAAUAAAGAUGAUGAAAUUUCGUAUCUGUGGAGACAAAUGCUUACGUCUUUUGAGUGUUCAAAGAAUUCCCAGGAGAAUGUUCUAGAGAAUGUAAGUAAACAUGAACCAGAUUGUAAGCAUUCCUUCCUUCACAGAGAGGAUCUUGGUCGCGUUUGCAUGCUUUGUGGACUGAUUGGCCAAAGAGCUGAAGCAAUAUUUGACUUUGAGUGGUCAAAGGCACGUAGGAGGUCAAAUCAGCCCAGGGACACCUGCCGUGAAAAUUCUAGGAUCUUUUCAGAAGAUAAUAUUAUUGAAGUACACAAUGGUAAAAACACAGCACAAAGAUUUCCUAUACUGAACCUCGUUCUUCAUCCACUAUUGGAAGGACGUAUGCACCAGCAUCAACUUGAUGGUUUUGAGUUCUUGAAAAAAAACCUAAUAGCUGAAAAGCCUGGGGGAUGCAUUUUGGCUCAUGCUCCAGGGACUGGAAAGACUUUUCUUGUAGUAAGUUUUAUUCAAAGUUUUCUAGCCAAGUACCCAGAAGAGAGGCCCUUGAUUGUAGCACCAAAGAGUAUGCUAUGCACAUGGAUGAAGGAACUCAAGCAGUGGGAAAUAGAGCAAGUUUCUCUAUAUAACCUUUAUGAGGUCAACAACAGGCUGGAACCAUCAAGGUGUAACCAGCUGGAGAUAUUGAAAGAAUGGAGAGAGAAAAAAGGUAUUCUUCUUGUCAGUUAUGCUCAAUUCUCAAGCAUAGUGUCUGAGAAGCUGGAGAAGCCUGGGAAUGAUAUGAAGGCCAGCCACCAAUGCCGGAAUAUUCUUCUAGAAUGUCCUGGAUUGCUGAUUUUAGAUGAAGGACACUUCCCACGAAAUAGUGGAACAAACAUAUUGAAUUCCCUUAUGCAGAUUCAUACUAAGCGUAGGGUGCUUUUAUCUGGGACUCUCUUCCAGAAUAAUAUUACAGAGCUAUUUAACCUUUUGAGGCUUGUAAGGCCUGAUAUUCUAGAAGAGGAACUUUUUGAAACCAUUUACAAACGGAUAUUAGAAGGUGAAAAGCAUUUCAAAAGGACACAAAGAAAACAUUAUAUGAUUCAAAAGAUAUUCUGUGAAGAAAUGGAUUAUAAUUUGCAGAAUGGCAGUAAGGAAAUGAAAGCAUCUGCCGUGGGCAAUCUUCAAGAGUUGCUUUCACCAUUCAUCCACUAUUAUAAGGGAGGAAUCCUUGAAAAUUUGCCCGGGCUGACAGAGUUUGUGGUGAUUUUAAAACUCAAUGCUGCACAGCGGGAAGCACUUAAUAGUCUGAAAACCAGUACAGGGUCCAGACUCAGUAAAGAUAUACAGUCUUCUGCUGUUUGCAUACAUCCUUCACUGCUGAAAAUAAGUAUAGGGAAAGAAGACAAUGCUUCUGGCUGGUUGGAUUCUAAUAGUAGCAAUGUUGAUGAUAUAGUAGUGGAUCCUAAUGAUGGUGUGAAGACUAAAUUCGUUCUUGACAUGCUUUCACUUUGCAAUGUGAAUGAAGAGAAGCUGUUAGUUUUUAGCCAGUUCCUUUCCCCUUUAGCCUUAGUUGAAAAUAUGAUUACUAGAACAAAGAACUGGACUAGAGGCAGUGAAAUUCUAAGACUUGAUGGUAACACUGCUUCAGAGGAUAGGGAAACAAUAAUUGACAAAUUCAACAAGUCGAAGGACACAAAGAUUCUUUUUGCCUCAAUUAAAGCAUGUGGAGAAGGCAUUAAUCUUACAGGUGCUAGCAGAGUUAUCAUCCUUGAUAUUGCAUGGAAUCCUGCUAUUACUCGGCAGGCAAUAAGUAGAGCUUUCAGAAUAGGACAGACAAAAAAGGUAUAUGCAUAUCGUCUCAUAGUUGCAGAUACAUUAGAGGAAGAAAUUCAUAGAGCUUCAUUUGACAAGGAAUUUUUGUCAAAGAUGAUUUUUGAUGGAAAUGACCAAUGUGAGAAUUCAGGAUCCCUUAUGCUCGAGGUAAAUGAAAAUGAAUGUGAAGACCCAUUUUUUGAAAGUAAAGCAUUGAAAGAAAACGUCAAAACCCUAUACAAAUUGAAAUUCGUUUGAUGUGUUCCAGUUGAAACAACACCACAUUAAAAUAAAAGGCUUCCAUCAUUAACUUUGUGUUUUUUAACUUGAUGUCUGUGAUUGUGACAUACAAUAUGCUAUGUAAAUCAGAACUUUCAUCUUCAGUUUUUGGCAUCGUGUUCCUAUGAUGGAGGAGAGAAUAAUUCUCUGGUCAUCUUCAAUCCUUCCUGUUUAAUUUACUCCAGUAUGAAAUCGUUAUACAAUUCUAUUGAGCCCAUAGCCUCAUUGAAGAUCUAUAGUUCAUUCCAUAUUCUACUUCUUGGGUGCUGCAGUAGUCCUCAUUAUGUUCAGAGGUGUAUUUGCAAUGGUGGCAAUGUGGGUUGUAAUAGGGUGGAUAAC
Molecule: messenger RNA, 3506 nt
Organism: Cryptomeria japonica (Japanese cedar)
Lineage: Eukaryota; Viridiplantae; Streptophyta; Pinopsida; Cupressales; Cupressaceae
Product: protein CHROMATIN REMODELING 35
Exons: 6
Coding region: 282-3146 (954 amino acids)
Biological process (GO): gene silencing by siRNA-directed DNA methylation
Molecular function (GO): ATP-dependent chromatin remodeler activity; ATP binding
Source: RefSeq, a predicted model, not a curated record